This is a messenger RNA of Orbicella faveolata, 594 nucleotides long. Its product is annotated as adenosine receptor A3-like. Gene Ontology annotation, molecular function: G protein-coupled receptor activity. Gene Ontology annotation, cellular component: plasma membrane. The record is from RefSeq and is a predicted model, not a curated record. Lineage: Eukaryota; Metazoa; Cnidaria; Anthozoa; Scleractinia; Merulinidae. Gene Ontology annotation, biological process: G protein-coupled receptor signaling pathway.
AUGAAAACAAUAUGUGAAGAUUCGCUGCUGUAUUUCCCCUCAAACUCAGAAAUUGAGGACCUCCAUUCUACCUACAUCGCCAAUUGUGUCUUCAACAGUUUUCUGUCCUACAACGCCAUUACGUUGAACAUCGUAACAAUCCACGCAAUACGAAACACGGCGUCAAUGCCAAAGACUAUAAAAACAUUGCUCCUGAGUCUUGCUGUUUCCGAUGUUGGUAUCGGUGCACUAGUUCUGCCAUUUUAUAUUUCACUUCUGGUCGGCUGGUUACAACAUAAUUCUAGCUGUAGCAACAAUGAAGUGUUCCACAUCAUUCUGUACUUGUUUUCUGUGGCAUCGUUCUCUGGUGUUGUUGCUGUAAGUGUUGACAGGUUCUUGGCAAUUCAUCUUCAUCUCAGAUACCAGGAACUUGUGACUCACAAGCGAGUUGUUGCUCUAGUGAUCUCAAUAUGGCUGCUUAGUGUGUUUCUUUCUUCACCAAUGUUGCUUGUCUCACCCGAUAUUGUCUAUGUUAUUACUAUCAUUUCUGCAGUUGUCGGCCUGCUUGCUAUGACGGUGGCAUACGUCAGGAUUUAUUUAGCGGUACGCAGCUGA